AUGGCGACCUUAUUACCAACCAACGUCCACGUCUCAACCCAUCCCUGCGUUCGCGCGAAGCUCAGCCAGCUACGCUCGAGAUCCACCGGCUCCAAAGAGACCAAGACACUGAUCAACGACAUCGCGACCCUCGUAGGCUGCGAUGCACUCGCCAAAGGCCUACAAACCGUUCAGACGGGUACCGACUCCUCCCCCCUCGACUACGAAUACAUCACAGAAGGCAUUUCACCUUCAAGCAUCACCAUCGUGCCCAUCUUACGAUCCGGCCUCGCCAUGCUGGAAGCGAUUCAAGCUCUCCUCCCUUCCCCAGUCUCGGUUCACCAUCUAGGCAUGUACAGAGAGAAGAGCACGCUACAGCCGGUGGAGUACUACAACAACCUCCCAUACCACAAAGCGGGAGAUACAUCCGGUGUCGCGGAGCUGGCGAUCAUAGUCGAUCCAAUCAUUGCUACGGGUUCGACCGUUUGUGCUGCUAUCGAAACGCUGCGGGACUGGGGCGUGCCUCGCAUUAUCUCGAUCUCUGUGCUUGCGAGUCGGGAUGGAUUGAGAAGAGCUGCAGAGGCGUGGCCUGAAGGUGUUGAGCUGUGGGUGGGUGGUGUGGAUGCUGAGACGGAUGAUCGAGGCAUGAUUAAGCCUGGCUUGGGAGACAUUGGGGAUAGGUUGUUUCUGGCUGUUGGCAAAUGA
This is a messenger RNA of Saxophila tyrrhenica, 684 nucleotides long. RefSeq lists its product as uncharacterized. The record is from RefSeq and is a predicted model, not a curated record. The transcript is spliced from 2 exons. Bases 1 to 684 code for a protein of 227 amino acids. Lineage: Eukaryota; Fungi; Ascomycota; Dothideomycetes; Mycosphaerellales; Extremaceae.